AUGAACAGAGAUCCAGGACCUUUACGUUUCGUGCGCAAGUCAGGUGAUCAAAUCAAAGUAACCACACGCAGUCAACCACAAUGGCAGCAUCAGCCUUACCAACUAUACCGGACGCCGGCGCAGUACUCCGCUGAGCCUCGUGUAUUGAGACCUCAAGGGUACUAUGGUUCGGAAGACGAGUGGUACGGCCACCCUAGGGAUGAAGGGUAUGGCGGAGGAGCAAGAGAGGGAAAUCGCCGAUAUGUGCCGCAACCGGCCGCCCGAAGGAGAGUUGUGAGGACUGCAGGAGGUCGCAGGGCUGCAAACGAGACAAGUCCCGAGAGGGUCGGUAGGAAGCGACCGAACACUUUUUAUGAAGCUCACGAAACUGCGGAUCCGCGCCCCAACCCGGUUCGAAUCAUCCCUGAGAGCUAUCCUGCAGAGGAACUCCCGACGGAGACGUUAGAAUCUGGGCGUCGUCCCAAAGAAGAAGAAGCUGUCAAGACUAAGGUUAGCUUUCAGGACGAGAUCCGUCCCGGUUCCCCAAGGAGGUACGGGCCCGACUGGUUCAGGGAACCCGAUGUGGCUUUUGGGAAACAGGAAAACACUUGGGAGGCAACACCGAGUGCUGAUGGUGAUCCUACUGACGAUUCGUCCGAUGGAUUGUUUGCGGUACCACUUAGUUCUCAAGAGGUUCCGCAAACAGUCGAUCGGCCAAGUCUCGGUCUAAGUAACACCGCACGGCACAGACGAGAUGAUAUCGCAAAAGAUCCGCUGUGGUGGUCCAAGUACCUUGAACGACCUCGGCGAGAGACGUUCGCAGAAACCGUCACCCCCGCAUCUCCUCGUAAACACGGACGUUAUGAAGACGCUCACGGCCCGGCUAGCUAUCGUCGGACAGCUUACGGAACAGCAUCGUCUGUCGAUGACAUGGUCUUGGAUCUAGACAUCUCCGACGUCAGCUACGAUUUCAUCUUGUCAUCUAGCAGUAGAAGCCCCUGGAACAAUAAUACCACGUCCAGUCCGAGUCCCGACAUGUCUGAUGAGCGCGUCGACGUAGCAGAUCCCGGCGUAUCUCCAACCCAGCAUGAGCCGGGAUCCGAGACUACAUUCAAUGUGAUGCAUUCUAACUAUCUCGAGGACGGAGCUAGCGGAGAACAGCCUGUCGCUGAGAUGACAGUAGAACAGGAGUCAAGGCCUAUCAAGGGGUUCCCCGGUCUGUUCCGAUGGAUCCAUUACAAGAGCUCAGUCAUGAACUUCACGGCCUUUACGGAGAGUGUCGCCAAUACUAGUGGACUGAGCAGUGCUGGAAGAAAGUUCAUCUCCAGCAAGCUCAAAGGCAUACAGAAACAAUCCGAGAAGCCCUUGCGAACUCAAAACGGCGCCCAGGGAAAGUAUCUGGAACCUGUUUUUAUGCAAGAACUUUCGUUCUCCACUCACUCCAGCAAUGCUAAGACGGAGCCCAGCCUGACAUUGCUCUGUCUGCCGUACUUCUGCCUCGAGCGGUACUCUACGAACACUCUGCCGGAAGGCUCAAGAUUUCACGCGAACUUGCUUGAACUCGAUGAAAAUCAGAGGGGCGAUGCCAUUGAACGUUUCGGUGUCGCUCACGGCGACAGAUUUAUAGGACAUAGCGAUUGGCCUGCUAUCUUGCAAGAAGCUGAGAGGACGACGAUUCGGCUUUCAUGGCGCUCAAGGCCUUACGAGCACAAUAAACAGUCCUCAUACGAUAAAGCGAGCGCAACCCGCGGACCGUCCGCAUCAGAGACGAGCGGAACGUCAAACCUUGUGGACGAAGACGGAACAGCCGGCCAAACGUCCAAUUCGCACCCGUCAGCUGAUGUGGACCAGGGGCCGUUCAAUAAUUUACACAUCUUUGAUCGAUUUGCAACUGUACCCAACGAGAUCCCCUCAGCACCGGACGUUAAGACCCAGAAAUCUCAGUCCAACAGGAAAUGGCGAGUAGACCAAAAACGGCGCCAAGAUAUCCUUCAAGAGAUUCACCACUACUUGUCAAAUGAAACACGGGCUGCGGACCGUGAAGCUUACAGGAGGUUCUCCGGAAGUAAGAGCCUCAUCUCAGUUGAACGUGUCAAGGAAUUGUUGCAUUCGUACAAGAACAGUAGCAGCGACGAUGGAGUAUUGCGGCGGCAGAAAAUUACGUUCGUGGAACGUGCGAUGCAAGCGUUCGAGCUGUUCCUCCCUUUGGAUGUCGAUGCGCCUACCACCUCUGUGUACUGGACAUGUGUGUACCGUAUUUUUACAGAGUUUCCUGAAAAGCCUGUAACGACGCCAUCAUACCUUGUAGACAUUCCGUUUACGCCUGUCGACAUUCCUGACAAUAUCUCCUUCGCAUCCGAAGGCGUGUUCGCCUACUUCAAGGACGUGAAGAGUGUAUUUUCAGAAGACGAAACCCUCUAUUCCAGGCCGCUCGUCCUGCCAGAUGAAUUCGCGAGAGCCUGGAUGCAUUGGCUUCUCAGUAUGGUCCGUUGGGAACCCACCAGCACCGCAUACGUGAGUCAUUGUGUAGAGUGCGUAAAUCUUAUCAGCGGUGGCGUGUCAAAGUUACAACGAAGUUUGCCGAUCACCAGAUUGGCAGAGAAGGAGGCAGCGAUGCCACUAGGGAUCAUGUCUUUAUUGAUGAAACGAGUUCUGGAAGACUUCACGCAUCCACAUCCAGAUGUAAUAACGUCGUAUUGGGACUACUUUAACCAGCUGUCCCGUAACAUUGAGGAAGAUCCAUACAACAGGGCACACCAAAGGAGUAUUAGCUUCCUGAGGCAGGAGGUAGAUGCUAUCACACGCGUUUUGAACGAGCAGAUACAGAUCCUGGAGAACUUUAAGAGCGGGCUCGAAGUUCGCGUUGAUUACAGCCCUAAUUCGCUUAACCUAGACGGCGACAGAGUUGAGGAUCGUGUGGUGUACGGCUGCUUGGCAUCUGUCGGAGGCAAACUGAAUAGCUUUCAAGACAUGAGGAACCAGCUCGACAGUUUGCAGAUAUGGAACAUCCAAAUGAUUGAUUCGAACAAGGACAGACAAGAAACUGCUCUUUAUGUCUUCACUAUCGUGACAGUCGUCUUCCUUCCACUCUCCUUCGUCUCCGGCUUCCUCGGGAUGAACACCAGCGACAUUCGCGACAUGUCCAGCAAACAAUGGCUCUUCUGGGUCAUCGGAAUUCCGCUCACAUCUAUCAUCAUCAUUGUCGGCCUUAUGUGGGUCGGUGAAUUAGGCAAUGCUUGGAGAGGAUUCCUGCGGCUCUUCUCUACACACCCAUAUCGGGGUGUCACCGCACCUACAAGCCACGCGGCAGCCGCAGAGCAGCAGGAUUCAUACCUGGCGCCGGCAGCACAAGCGUAUUCCGUGGACACGCCGCCUAAAGGUCCUCUGAUCCAACGUCACGCGCAUCCGCUGCCGCGUCACGGUCUAUAUAAGGACUCAGCUCAAAUUUCGGGACAACCGUGGACGGCACAUCGUCAACAAAGAUACGGGAGGCCGUUUGACCCUGAAAAAUACUCUUGA
Messenger RNA from Coniosporium apollinis CBS 100218, 3498 nucleotides. RefSeq lists its product as uncharacterized. Gene Ontology annotation, biological process: transmembrane transport; metal ion transport. The transcript is spliced from 8 exons. The record is from RefSeq and is a predicted model, not a curated record. NCBI's taxonomy places the organism in Eukaryota, Fungi, Ascomycota, Dothideomycetes. Bases 1 to 3498 code for a protein of 1165 amino acids. Gene Ontology annotation, molecular function: magnesium ion transmembrane transporter activity; magnesium ion binding; cobalt ion transmembrane transporter activity. Gene Ontology annotation, cellular component: membrane.